AUGGCGGCCGGGGUCAGCAGCAACCUCGCGGGCAAGGUCGACCGCGAUGAUGAUCGUGAUCGAGACAGUUCCAAGCAGCGUUCGAGCAGCUCGAGCAGUUCAGACACAGGCUACCAGAUCAAAGUUGCAGAGCGGCUUGUCUUGAAGCGUCGCAAGCGCUAUAAGAAGUGCGUGGGGUCCGAGGAGGAGACUGUCCGCACCAAGGACAAGAUCAUCGCAAACGCGAUCGCCCCACAGCUGUCCUCCGCCAUCGCCGCCAACGCGGUCCAGGCUGGUGCCCCAGUGGCCGCGGGGACUGGCACUAUCGUGCCAGCAGUUGCGGCAACGCCGGCCCCUCAGCAUCCUUUCCAGCGGGUGCCGCCGUCAGUGGUUACCUCGGCCACUACGCUCACAGCUGCCCAGCGUGCCUACACCGUCGCGGAAUGCAGUCACGCCUUCAAGCUGGAGAGCGGCACGAUGGAGGAGCUCAAGGAGAAGGUCAACGAGAAGUGGUCAAAAGUGAAGGUCCCCAAGGGCAUGGGCCGCAAAAUCAAGGAUGCGGGCCAAG
This is a messenger RNA of Prorocentrum cordatum, 547 nucleotides long. The record is from the annotation of a GenBank genome assembly. NCBI's taxonomy places the organism in Eukaryota, Dinophyceae, Prorocentrales, Prorocentraceae.